AUGAAUCGUAAUAUAUGUACUAUUGCUAUCGGCAAUCUCUCUUAUGGUAAGGCAACAAAGUCCACGAUUUCUGCAAUUUCCUUUCCGAUACACAAAGUUGCCGUAAAAGUGCACUUGAAGCGUGUAGGCUUCUCGAUGGGCACAUUUAGUCCUGUAGGUCGAAAAUGUCUGCCUGACAUUGCGCAUGGGCGAAACAACAAGUGCUCGUGCUGUGAGUCAGAGCCCAAGUUGCAGUUGCUCGUAAGCGCUCUGUCGCGCUACCGCGUUAACCAGUUGGUGGAAGAUAUAAACAAUCCUGCAUUCCACAAUGUCGCACUCGGCUACCUCGGAACCUUACCAGGGCUCCUAAAACUUGCGCAAUUGUUAUUAGGAGCAGCGUGCGUCGGUGUUGUGGGGUAUUACUUAGAGCCAGGGUAUACCCGCUAUAAUGGACAGAAGCCAGAACUAUUUUACUUGUUGAUUUCUGUGACGUUCCUAAUUGGGACAUUCUGCUUACUUUUAUCAUGUAUAAUGUCUUUCUCGACGGCUACUAUGAUAUCCAAAACAUUGUAUGAAGUCAUAUACCACGGUGUUGCGUUCAUUCUAUACUUGUCAGCUGGUCUCACCCUUAUGAUUGAAGUCAACCAUCAAAAGAGUAGUUACAGGCAAGAUUUCGAGCCAUAUUUAGCAGCAGCGGUAAUGGGUCUGGUGAUGGCUGUUUUAUACCUGCUGAGUACGUUCCUAGCGAAUCGUUCCUAUCGCGGCAUU
This is a messenger RNA of Brenthis ino (lesser marbled fritillary), 747 nucleotides long. Lineage: Eukaryota; Metazoa; Arthropoda; Insecta; Lepidoptera; Nymphalidae. The record is from the annotation of a GenBank genome assembly.